GUCCUUCAGAAGCUUGGGAAAGCUGAUGAGACAAAAGAUGAGCAGUUCGAACAGUGUGUGCAGAACUUCAACAAACAGCUGUCCGAAGGCACGAGGCUGCAGAAGGACCUCCGAACUUACUUGGCUUCCGUAAAAGCCAUGCACGAGGCCUCCAAGAAGCUGACAGAGUGCUUGCAGGAAGUUUAUGAGCCAGAUUGGCCUGGGAGAGAUGACACAAAUAAAAUAGCAGAGAACAAUGAUCUCCUCUGGACAGAUUUCCAUCAGAAGCUGGUGGAUCAGGCACUUCUGACCAUGGAUACAUACCUUGGCCAAUUUCCAGAUAUUAAAUCUCGUAUAGCGAAGCGAGGAAGGAAGCUUGUGGAUUAUGACAGCGCCAGACACCACUUUGAAGCCCUGCAAACCGCAAAGAAGAAGGAUGAAACCAAAAUCGCGAAGCCUGUUUCGCUGCUUGAGAAAGCUGCGCCUCAGUGGUGUCAAGGGAAGCUACAAGCUCACCUCGUUGCGCAAACUAAUCUGCUCCGAAAUCAGGCUGAAGAAGAGUUAGUAAAGGCUCAGAAGGUGUUUGAAGAGAUGAACGUUGAUCUGCAGGAGGAGCUGCCUUCACUGUGGAAUAGUCGUGUUGGUUUCUACGUCAACACAUUCCAGAGUAUAGCAGGCCUAGAAGAGAACUUCCAUAAAGAAAUGAGCAAGUUGAACCAAAACCUCCAUGAUGUCCUGCUGGGUCUAGACAAGCAGUACUCAGGCAAUGCCUUUCCCAUUAAAGCACAGCCCAGUGACAGCACCCCAGCGAAAGCCAAUAAAAGCCCUUCGCCUCCACCAGAUGGAUCUCCCAUCACCAGCCCCGAGACCAAGACUGUCAACCAUGAGCCGGAAUCGUCCACUUUGGAAACGCCUGGGGCAAACAUCCCAAAAUCACCAUCUCAGUUGAGGAAAGGGCCUCCGGUGCCUCCGCCUCCAAAAGUCACCCCCUCCAAGGAGAUCAAGCAGGAGAACAUCAUCAGUCUGUUUGAUGACAAUUUUGUCCCUGAGAUAAGUGUGACAACCCCAUCGCAGUUUGAUGCCCCUGGGCCCUUCCAGGAGGGAGCCAGCCUGUUGGAUCUGGAUUUUGAUCCCAUUAAACCAGAUGCCACUGUGGGGAAGACCCCCACACCUGCCUCCCAGUCUUUACCUUGGGAUUUAUGGGAGCCUGCAGAAGCAGCCCAUGCAGGAGCUGAAGCAGCUGGAUCAGAAGCAGCAGCUGGAGCUGAAGCAUCUAAAACUGAAGCUGAUUCAGGAUCAAGUUCUCUGCCUGCUGUCGUCGUGGAAACUUUCCCUGCUACUGUCAAUGGCACUGUGGAAGGAGGUGCUUCAUCUGAAAGAGCUGACAUGCCCCCAGGAUUUCUGUUCAAAGUCCAGGCCAUGCAUGAUUACACGGCCACCGACAGCGACGAGCUGCAGCUGAAGGCUGGGGACGUGGUGCUUGUGAUUCCAUUUGAGAACCCUGAGGAGCAGGAUGAAGGAUGGCUGAUGGGCGUGAAGGAGUCUGACUGGAUCCAGCGUAAGGAACUUGACCAAUGCCGAGGGGUUUUCCCUGAGAAUUUCACAGAGCGGGUGCAGUGAAAGCCCAAGCCCACCAGCCGCAUUUCUGCUGGAAGAAAGCAAUUUUUCUGGUAGAUAAUUGAAAAAGAACAGUGAAAUGAAAAGAAGAGAGAAUUUUAAAGGAACAGAAGCCUGGAAAAAAACCCGGCAACUUAAAGGGUGUGUUCUUCUCAAAGGGCAAGGUUCAAGAAGUAAAUUGAAAUUCAAAGUGUUAUCAAAAUAUAUACAUAUUAAUAAUAAUAUGGCAAGUGAAAUACCCUCUUCCCCCUUUGGUUUUAACAGCAUUUGGAAUCGGAGGACUGAUGCAGAAGCAACUCAGUGUGGUUCUCUAAAUACUGCAUUGACUGAAUUGGCAAGAUGUCAGUCUGAUCCCUGGAAAAGCAAUAUUUGUCUAAUGACUUGAGAGUAGAGGCUGCAUAUGCUCUUGGGUGGGUUCAUCUGUUUUGUCUUGAAGGUGGCUUGCAUGGCAACCGUAAAAAUUCAGCCAUCCCUACAUGUUCAACCUACAGUAGGCCAAACUUUCUGUUAAUGCUGUUGGAAAAAAAACAUGUAGUGUAUAGUCUUCACCAAUACAGUGUGUGUGUGUGUGUGUGCGCAUUUUAUUUUCUUCCUUUAAAUAAUGUUACACAAACUGUGAUUCUCGUACAUGUAAAGGUAGAAGAAACUAUA
Molecule: messenger RNA, 2247 nt
Organism: Eurypyga helias (sunbittern)
Lineage: Eukaryota; Metazoa; Chordata; Aves; Eurypygiformes; Eurypygidae
Gene: BIN1
Product: bridging integrator 1
Exons: 17
Biological process (GO): regulation of endocytosis
Cellular component (GO): synaptic vesicle; plasma membrane; cytoplasm
Molecular function (GO): phospholipid binding; tau protein binding
Source: RefSeq, a predicted model, not a curated record